Molecule: messenger RNA, 2538 nt
Organism: Camellia sinensis
Lineage: Eukaryota; Viridiplantae; Streptophyta; Magnoliopsida; Ericales; Theaceae
Gene: NET4A
Product: Kinase interacting (KIP1-like) family protein
Cellular component (GO): vacuolar membrane
Molecular function (GO): actin binding
Source: RefSeq, a predicted model, not a curated record
UUCCCACCCUCUCUACACUUUCCUCUGUCCAUCAAAAACUAGCUCCCCAAUCGGGGCCCUCUCUCUCUCUCUCUCUCAGAGUUUCGGAUUCGUUCUUCAUUCUUCUUACAAAUCUGAUUCGCAUCCUCCUAUAGUUUUGGUGUUGCUGAAUCUGCAAGAUUCUCGGAGAAAAAGAGUGAGACGAUUGGAACCGAAUGGCGUGGAUAUAGCUGGAGGCCUCGUUUGGACAGUUGUGAAUCUAGCGGUCCAAAUUCCAUAUAUUUUAGUAUAUAUCUUCUCUAAUAAGCCUUGGCGCGCUUUUGGCGGGACGUGUCGUCCACUCUCCACUUAAAUCAAGGUCCUUGUAUCAACUCUGAAGUGUCACCAAGUCAGAAAUGGCUUCAUCUUUGGUUAAGUCGAAUAAAUUCAUGAAGAGGACAGAAUCAAAAAAGUCACAUUCCUGGUGGUGGGAUAGCCACAUCAGUCCCAAAAACUCUAAGUGGCUAGUAGAAAAUCUCGAGGAUAUGGACCAAAGUGUCAAACGGAUGUUGAAACUGAUCGAAGAGGAUGGAGAUUCAUUUGCUAAAAAAGCUGAGAUGUAUUAUCAGAAGAGGCCGGAAUUGAUAGCUCGUGUUGAAGAAUUCUACCGCUUGUACCGCUCAUUGGCUGAGCGUUAUGAUCAUGUUACCGGAGAGCUAAGGAAGACUGUUCCCUCAGAUCUCCAAUCGCAAGGUUCAAGCAUCUCUGAUGUUGGUUCUGAGCCGGCCUCCACAUGGUCUUUGCCUGACCAAAAGCUUACUCGGCGUAAAUCUGGCCCCCGGGCUGCUGGUUUUGAAUUUUUCCUUGGUUCUGGUGGAAGUAGCUCAGAUUUGUGCAACAAAGAAGGAGAUGACUCCUCUACAUUGGAUUCUGAUUCAGAAUCAGAUGAUUCCUCUGUGAACAAUUACUCAGCUGCACCGGGCAAUGGUGGGGAACAAGGUUUGCGUAGGAAGAUUAUUGAAUUGGAGGUUGAGCUUCGUGAUGUGAAAGAGAAGCUUCGGAUGCAACAGGAAGAGAAUACAGAUGGUUCUUCAAGGGGAAUUAGAAAAGUGCAUUCUGAAGGUCUACUCAUGAGGAUUGCAGGAUAUGAGGAAGAGAUGAGAGAUGCAAGAGAAAAGCUCCGGUUCUCAGAAGAAGAGAUUGCCAGGUUGAAGAUCGAGGUCCAGACAAACAGAUCCCAAGAAGUUACCAACAAUUUGGAAGCUGAACUUGAAUUAUCAGAGAAAGAUGUCAGGAGUUUGGGAGCCAAUUUGGAAACGGAGCAAAAACAGGCAAUGGAGAUCGGUGAAAAAAUUGAUGGGUUGAAAGCAGAAGUUUCAGACCCCGAUUGCAAGAUUCAGACACUUGAGGAAGAGCUGAAAAUCACAAAAGAAAAACUUAAAGGUUCGGAGAGAGAAAUUGCAAAUAUGAGAAAUGAACUUGAGAAUAGCGGAUCCACUAUUCGACGUUUGCAAGAUCAACUAGGAUCAGCCCAAAAAGAUGUUGCUACUUGGAAAGCCAAGCUUGAUAAAGAGCAAAGAGAGGUUUCAAAGCUGCAAGAUAGAAUGUUGAGGUACAAAGCCAGUUUGUCAGAUCGCGAUCAAGAGAUUAGGGGGUUGAAAGAAACGGUUUCUAACGCAAACCAGAGCUUGUCUGAGGAAAACACACAGCUUCAGGCUGAAAUUACUAAAUUGUCGAAGGAACUUUCUUAUUUAGAGGAUAAUCUCAAAGAAUGGGAACAUCGGUGCCAAUCUCUAGAGGAAGAGAUCAGACGAGUCAAGGCUGGUAAAACAGAAAUGGAAGGGCUACUUCAAGCUGGAAUGGAGCAAUUGAAGGUUACAUUUAAAUUGGAAUAUGACACUCUGAUGGAAGAGAGAGACGAGCUCAAUGCAAAAAUUGCGACACUCAUUGCUGAGGUAAGUGCUAGAGAUGAUCAGAUUGAACAUAUGGAUCAGCAUUUGAAGCAAUUGCACAUGGAACAGGUUGAGUUGAUCGCUGGGACUGAAGGUGCACAUAGAAAGGUUGAAGAACUGAGAUCAAGAGUCAGAGAACUGGAGGAGGAGGUUGAGAAGCAAAGAGAGGUGAUAAUAGAAGGGGCAGAAGAGAAACGAGAGGCAAUUCGGCAACUGUGCUUCUCACUGGAGCAUUAUAGGAAUGGGUAUCAUCGGCUUCGACAGGCUUUUGUAGGGCACAAACGAUUUCCAGUGAUGGCUGCCUAAUGUUAGUAUCUGACAUUGGGCACAUUCGUCUUCCUGGGAGUCUCUCAAUUUUUUGGAUUUCUUUUUGCCAUUUUGAAUUCACUUGUAAUUUCCUUCUCACGAAAGUUUGGAGUUUUCGUUUUGGUUUUACUAGGCGUGGCUGCUGGCCUUAUGAUUACUUUUGUUUUGCUGCUAUUUUAGGGCAGUAGCAGCAGUACGGCCUUGUGCAAUAUUUGUUUUUGUAAUUUAAUUUUUAUAUUUUGGGUGAGACUUCUUUUUUCUUUCUGAUGUAGCAAAAAAAUAAUAAAUAUUGGGUCGAAGCUACGACUUUUUGCUUAGGAAA